Messenger RNA from Phytomonas sp. EM1, 2601 nucleotides. NCBI's taxonomy places the organism in Eukaryota, Euglenozoa, Kinetoplastea, Trypanosomatida, Trypanosomatidae. The record is from the annotation of a GenBank genome assembly.
AUGGAGGAGGGGGUUUUUGUGGAGAUCCUCGGCGUCGUCGAGGCGUUCGGCCGCGCGAGUCCGUCGCUGCCGCCGCACGGGAAUCUGAGCGCGGAUGCGGUGUGGCAGCUCCUGACGACGCGGGAUGGCGCCUCGGAGGCAUCGAAGCAGUCGCGUUGGGUGGUCGGGGAUUGGCUGCUGACGUACGAUCCGGACAACGUGGGGUUCGACGCGGCCUCGGUGGUCGGGGACCUCGAGUUUAUGCUGUACUCGGCUUUUUUGCAGCUUAAUAUCGUCUCGGAGGACAACGGUGCCUUUCUUUCCCGCUCAAGGGUUGAGCAACGCAUCGAUGAGACCGUGGAGCGGAUCCGGUGCGCUUUAUUUAGCGUCUCACCCAACAAACUCGUCCCGUCGCUUGACGAGGGAUCCGUUUGUCCGAAGACGGGCAGUGGGGCUAUGGUGGAGAUGGAUACCGUUAAUAUAUCUGUAUCGGCGUCGUCGGGUUUUGGCUUGGGGAUGCAGCCAAGCGAUACCAUCGAGGAUUCGCCUUUGAUAUCAGUAGAGGAACCCUCUCUAGAGAGAAAGAUAUUGAACCAUUUUCCCAAUUCUUCCUCUAUCGGAUCGGCGCAGGAUGCGAUGAACUUUGCGCGUGGGCUCCCCUUGCGGGAUCGGAUCAAUUUUCACCAAAAUGAGCUUCGCCAGGAGCAGCAGCUCGCUAACCGAUACCGACGACGAACAGCCAUGCUGCCCCCUUUGCCACGCUCUAACUCCUGCUAUUCGAGCCUGUUUGAAGAGUACAAACUAGGGGUGGAUGAACCCUAUGAAAUCCAACCCCAAUCUCCUAUUGCCAAGCUCACACCAAGCUUGCUGCUCACGGAUCUCUCCACAGCUUCCGUACCAGAUCAACCCUGUCCGGAUUCAUCUCGAACUAAAGGACGAGGGAAAAAACGAAAUGGCCGAACCACAAAGCCUACUGGUAAUCUAGUGGAGGCGACCAGGUCUGCGCUCAAACCGAUUCCUAAGGCGGAUACAAAUCAAUGGAAGAAGGAUCGAGAGGCUCUCCUACAGGACGUGAUAAGCACCAUGUUACUGCUGCAGCAGCUAAGACUGCAUCCAGCGAAAAAGAAGGAGGACAAGAAACCCCACCACGAUGUUCUGCGAGAUGGGAGGGUGAUGAAUGCGGGCAUUGAUAAAGGUUACAGCUCUUUUUUCAGGAAUGAUCAUCCCCUCGUCUGCUCCGACUCCACAGGCAGUCCCAAGACCGAUUUGCAGUCGCAUGCCACGAGCUCUGAAACCCCAUUCCAACGCACGUCAGCAUUCUACGCUCGUAGAGAUAUGGACAAGAUUAUGUCGAGAAAGGCUAUGGAAACCGCGACGACUGAGACGGCAAAAAAUCGACGCCGUCUUUUAAAUUAUGCGGAUCCCACUUCGAUGCAUAGGGGAGGUCGAGGCAGACGAAUACCAUCUCGUGCUUCGCCUGAAGCGCCUGUUAUUGUGCAAUCCUCUGAUGCGCUUAGCACUAGUAGUAGUAGACAAGUUCCCACUACCCAGGAUCGAGAAACUCCACGUACACAUGCGGGUGUUGCUGAUCUCGGUAUGACCAGCAGCCCACGGUGGCAUGCUCCAUCUCGAGGCGGGGCUGGCCUCUCGAACGGAGGCCACGGUGGGCACUGCAAGGCCCCGUCUAAAUCGACCUCGGGGAUGGUUCCAUCUCAGACCUCCUCCUUGAAGGUGCCAGAGCCGUCGAACGUGUCGUUAGUCGAACUCGCUUCUAAAACACGACCGGUUGUUCAACAGCUUCCCCUUGCGGAGGUCGUGGAGCGUGAGGAGGUGAGACGGGGUCAUCUUUCCACCUUCCAAAGCAUACCGCCGCAGCACAUCACACGGGCGUCAGUAACGGCCAGGGAGGUUGGCGGGGCUCUUUGGGGCAUUUCGCGGCCGACAACUUCGCAGUCCGCUCGCCCUCCCGCGUUUCCCUCCUUCGCAAACUUUGGGAAUGGCAGUCCGAGGACCCCUCGGGGCUACCGGAGGACUCUGACGAGUCGAUCCUACGUUGACUUUGCGUAUGACAUCUUCAUGGGCGACAAAGGGGGGGGCCUCUCCCAGGCUCGCGAUGGGCACUCGCAGCUGUCAACUCGCGGGAGGCCUUACCCGUCAAACACGGCCGCGGCAUGGAUUGAGAAUAUCCCCGUGUCGGCGCGCUUCCUUCCGCAUUCGGGCCCUUUGCAUGGUGCCGGGUUCAACGAGGGUGGAAGUAGCAAGCGAAGGCUAAACACCCUCGACGGAAGCCAAUCAUUCGAGGCGAAGCUCAUGCAGCAGGGUAUGAAGCGCUCCCUGUCGUCGUUGGGCUUCACAGUCUCGUCGCAGCGGAUAAAAUCACCAACCACAGAGGGUAGACGUGGAUCGGUGCCCAAAACCAGGGGCAUGCAUAACCCAAACACGGAGUUCGUCGCCAAUCCAGAGAACCGAGACGCGGUGGUUGAUGCAAACGUCCCAGGUGAGAAGCUUCAACUCUACAGCACACCGAAGAAGCUUCUACUUAGUCAGGUUCGUCUUCCUCACGGGGUUUGCAUAAAAAUUAUUCGUACAAGAAGGGGUACUGAUGAUACCAGUGAAGGAUGA